Molecule: messenger RNA, 544 nt
Organism: Talpa occidentalis (Iberian mole)
Lineage: Eukaryota; Metazoa; Chordata; Mammalia; Eulipotyphla; Talpidae
Gene: NPPA
Product: natriuretic peptide A
Exons: 2
Coding region: 47-544 (165 amino acids)
Biological process (GO): neuropeptide signaling pathway; receptor guanylyl cyclase signaling pathway; negative regulation of systemic arterial blood pressure
Cellular component (GO): nucleus; extracellular region; cytoplasm
Molecular function (GO): hormone receptor binding; hormone activity
Source: RefSeq, a predicted model, not a curated record
CCAAGAGAGGGAAACCAGAGGGGCCUGCUCCUUGACCGACGCCAGAAUGCGCUUCUCCACCAUCACAGCGAGCUUCCUCCUCUUUGUGGUGGUCCAGCUCUCAGGGCAAAGCGGAGCCAACCCUGUGUACGGCCCUGUGUCCAACGCAGAUCUGAUGGAUUUCAAGAAUUUGCUGGACCAUCUGGAGGACAAGAUGCCUUUAGAAGAGGAGGUUGUGCCCCCACAAGCACUAAGGGAGCAGAAUGAAGAAGCUGGGGCAGCUCUCAGCCCCCUCCCUGAGGUGCCUUCCUGGACUGGGGAGGUCAGCCCAGGCCAGAGAGAUGGGGGUGUCCUGGGGCAGGGCCCCUGGGACUCCUCCGAUAGAUCUGCCCUCCUGAAGAGCAAGCUCAGGGCCCUGCUCGCUGCCCCUCGGAGCUUGCGGAGGUCCAGUUGCUUUGGGGGCAGGAUGGACAGGAUUGGCACCCAGAGUGGACUGGGCUGCAACAGCUUCCGGGUAAGAAGAACUGGGUGUGGAAAUGGGAUGGGGUGUCAAAAAAUUUUUUGA